AUGGCCGUAAUUACUUCAGACACCAUUGUGCAUCUGCGCACAGACCGAUCGAUCACGCAGUUGAUGAUGGAAAAUGCAUCAAACACUGAUCCGACAAAAGUAAUUUGCGAAGAUACCUUGACCGGAAAAACCUUCACCUACGGCGGACUGCGGAGCGACGCGUUCAAGGCAGCCCAUUCUUUGCGACAUGGAUACGGCAUCACCCCUGGAGACGUCAUUACGAUUAUAUCCAGAAGCACCGUUGACUAUAUUCUGGCGGCUCAUGCCAUUUGGGCGGCGGGGGCAGUUGUGAGCACGAUCAACCAUUCGUCUACGCCCAAAGAGCUAGUACAUGCGUUGAAAAUAUUGAAGCCCAAAGUCAUCAUCGCAGAUGUUGUGGUACUCGAAAAACUACAUGGGGCUCUCACUACCCUAGACCUGAACACUUCGGUCACCAUCCUCACAUUGAUACAGCGAGAAGGCAGAUAUCCAUUGUUUCCGGAGGAUCUCGUCAAAUCUAGUCGUAUCGAGUCGGAGGCAUAUGUGCUUGACGGUAAGGAUGCGCGCAAUUCCUGCGCUGCCAUUGUUCUUUCCAGUGGGACAACCGGUCUACAAAAAGCUGUGAUGCUUUCCCAUCACAAUCUGGUGGCUAUUUGCGAACAACUACGAGCCCAUAAUCCAGAUAACUGGCGAGGUAGCAUGCGAGAGGUGUUCUUUCCGCCUCUAUCGCAUAUAUACGGGCUUUAUGUCUGCGCACUCCUUGGUCCAUGGCUAGGAUACUACGUGUGUUUGUUACCGGCUUUUGACCUUGAGACAUUUUGUCAGCUUUUGCAAGAGAAGCGAGCUACAUUGGCUAGAUUGGUGCCUCCCGUGGCACUAGCACUUGCUGAAUCUCCAAUUACUGAGAUAUAUAGAUACGACGACCUAGAGUAUUUCUCAUGUUCUGCAGCACCCCUCAAGCCGUUGGUUGCGACAAAACUUCGAACCAAGUUUCCCGGGGUCAGUCUAUGCCAAACCUAUGGCUGCACCGAGCUCUCGUCUUGUGUGUCUCAGAGUGGCGUGAGAGACAAAAAGGCUCCACUUGUGGCUACCGGAACUCUUCUUGCAAAUAUGCAAGUUCGAUUUAUUGACGAAAAUGGCAAAGACGUCUCUCCUCCGAAUGCAGGAGAGAUUUGCGUCUCAUCUCCCACAAUUAUGAUGGGGUACAAAGACGACCCAAAAGCGACCGAAGACGCCAUGCUAGAACCCGGGUGGUAUCGAACAGGCGAUAUAGGUUAUUUGGACUCAGAAGGAUUUCUGAUCAUUGUUGACCGAAUCAAGGACGUGAUCAAGUACAAAGGAUUCCAAGUGAGCCCAACCGAGUUGGAGGAAAUCAUUGGACAGCAUCCAAAUGUCGCCGAUGCUGCUGUAACUUCUAUUUGGGAUGACACAGAAGCAACAGAGAUUCCUCGGGCGUUUGUGGUUCCAAAGGUGAAAGUAUUUUCCUCGGAUCGUGAAAAGGUAUCGCAGGAAAUUCAGAAACUGGUGGCGUCCAAGGUUUCUGGUUACAAAAAGCUCCGCGGUGGUGUUAUAUUUGUUGACCAGUUGCCACGAAACCCGACGGGCAAGUUGCUACGGAGAGAGUUGCGCAGUCUGGCAAGGCUCAAGGCGCAUAUUUAG
This is a messenger RNA of Penicillium robsamsonii, 1638 nucleotides long. RefSeq lists its product as uncharacterized. The record is from RefSeq and is a predicted model, not a curated record. Gene Ontology annotation, biological process: secondary metabolic process. The transcript has 11 exons. The coding region runs from base 1 to 1638 and encodes 545 amino acids. NCBI's taxonomy places the organism in Eukaryota, Fungi, Ascomycota, Eurotiomycetes, Eurotiales, Aspergillaceae. Gene Ontology annotation, molecular function: CoA-ligase activity.